UCAGGAUGUCUUUAAAAGUUAAUGCUCGUUUUAGAGUUGGUUAUGGCUAGUAAUUCGGGUUCUUCGGGACUUUCAAUACCAACCAGUGUGUCGGCAGGAAUUAGUGAAGUCAUUAUUCAACAACAGCAAUUACAGCAGCAAUUGAUGCUUCGACAGUUACAAGCACAACAACAACAAGCACAGCAGUUGCAGAUAGCAAACAUGAACAGUGUAACCAAUUCGAACAGAGUUCAAGGUCAGGUCAGACAUUCAGGAGGUCAACAGCAACAGGCGCAGUUACACACCAGUCAUCAGAAUCAGACCCAAAUAAGUGGUGCAUCUCAACCAGCGCAACAACAUCAACAAGGGUUCAAUGUGCCCUCAGUCGCCGUGAACAACACGGCUGCAGCAGCUGCUGCACUUUCUGCAACUUCGGCCUCAGUGCCUCAAUACAGACUGUCUUCGUCCACGCCGCAGAAUAAAUAUGGACAGUUGUUGGCCGUGAUCGAUGAUCUAGGCAGAGACAUCAGGCCCUCGUAUGCAGGCAGUCGCAGUGCACAGGAACGUCUGAAGAAAGGUAUCGUGCUGGCCAGGUCCAUAGUGAGAGAGUGCAUUAUUGAGGCAGAAAUGAACGCCAAAAACAACUGAUCAUGAAACUCAAUCUAAAAAAAGUCUAGGAAGUAUUUGUGCAUUAGUUUAUUCUUGUUUCGUAAGUUUAUUGCUACUCUUUUGAAUUUAAACUUUAAUUUA
Molecule: messenger RNA, 729 nt
Organism: Symsagittifera roscoffensis
Lineage: Eukaryota; Metazoa; Xenacoelomorpha; Acoela; Convolutidae
Exons: 5
Coding region: 22-627 (201 amino acids)
Cellular component (GO): cytoplasm; nucleus
Source: RefSeq, a predicted model, not a curated record